AUGCUAGAAGUAAAGUCCAUGUUUCAUGAAUCCCUUCCUAAACAAAGUCAGCUCUCCUUUGAAGGUGUUUCUGCCAUUGUGCUCUGCAAAGCAAAGCUGCUGCCACUUAAAUCAGUAACACUGGAAUUGGAGAAAAUGCAGAGGGAAGCACAGAAAACCAUUCGGCAACAGGAAUCGGCACAAAAAGAACAGAAAUAA
Carcharodon carcharias (great white shark) is the source of this 198-nucleotide messenger RNA. It is a transcript of the gene bbip1, whose product is annotated as BBSome interacting protein 1. The record is from RefSeq and is a predicted model, not a curated record. Gene Ontology annotation, biological process: receptor localization to non-motile cilium; cilium assembly. Gene Ontology annotation, cellular component: BBSome. Lineage: Eukaryota; Metazoa; Chordata; Chondrichthyes; Lamniformes; Lamnidae.